Messenger RNA from Prosopis cineraria, 3755 nucleotides. RefSeq names its product auxin response factor 6-like. Gene Ontology annotation, cellular component: nucleus. The record is from RefSeq and is a predicted model, not a curated record. Gene Ontology annotation, biological process: regulation of DNA-templated transcription; response to hormone. NCBI's taxonomy places the organism in Eukaryota, Viridiplantae, Streptophyta, Magnoliopsida, Fabales, Fabaceae. Gene Ontology annotation, molecular function: protein binding; DNA binding. The transcript is spliced from 14 exons. Bases 651 to 3341 code for a protein of 896 amino acids.
ACUGACCAUUAUUGAAUUGAUUGAUGAUUGAAGUGAUCGUAGUCCAAGACUUUAUCUUGACCAAAGGGCUGAGCUUGAGCUGAGUAAGAGUUCCACAACGCUACAGGUCUCCCUCUUUCCUUUUUGCUACCUCGCUUCGCUUUCUUCCAUUGAAAUCCAAUCCGGAAAGCUUCCACGAAUGUCGCUCUCGCUUCCUUAAGCUUUUUCCUCGCUUUCUUCCCGCUUUUCAUUCCACUGUUCUGGUUUACUCAAUUUGAGAUCUGGUAUCCUAGGGUUUUGAGCUGCAAAAAGCUGCUUUUGGGGUUGGAGUUGUGGAUUUGGGUUUCGAGAAGUUUAAUUCUGGGAUGUUGGAGUUGAAUGUGGUGCGUCUUCUCGGGGGUGGAAGUGUGAACUAGAAGAUCUGGGGGUUAUGAGAACGAGAAGGUUUGGGUAUUGCAUUGGAACUGGUUUUGGAUGAUAUUUUAUGGCGUCUUCUGUGAAUCUUGGAAUCUUGAGUGGGUUGGGGGGGGGGAGGGGGGCUGGGUGCGGAGAAUAUGAAGAAUGUGCCUUGAUAAUGCUUUGAUACAAGGCAAGCUAGCAAGUAAUUGGACGCUAUUGGAUUUUGGGUUUAAAGGCUGAGAGUGUUUUUGGUUGCUUGGACAUAUCUUAAUAUGAAUCUUUCUUCUUCAGGACUUGUUCAACCGGCUCAAGAAGCUUGUGAUUAUGCAGGGGAGAAAAAAUGUUUGAAUUCUGAACUAUGGCAUGCAUGUGCUGGUCCUCUUGUGUCCCUGCCACCUGUUGGAAGUCGUGUGGUAUACUUUCCCCAAGGUCACAGUGAGCAGGUUGCUGCCUCAACAAAUAAGGAAGUAGAUGGACAUAUUCCCAAUUACCCUAACUUGCCACCGCAGCUUAUCUGUCAGCUUCACAAUGUGACAAUGCAUGCAGAUUUAGAAACAGAUGAAGUAUAUGCUCAAAUGACUUUGCAACCUUUAAGUCCGCAAGAGCAAAAGGAUAUAUAUCUACUGCCUGCAGAAUUGGGUACUGCCAACAAACAACCAACCAACUACUUCUGCAAAACAUUAACAGCAAGUGAUACCAGCACUCAUGGAGGAUUCUCUGUUCCUCGAAGAGCUGCUGAAAAAGUCUUCCCUCCGCUUGAUUACUCGCAGCAGCCUCCUGCACAGGAACUAAUUGCAAGGGAUCUCCAUGAUAAUGAAUGGAAAUUCAGGCACAUUUUUCGAGGUCAGCCGAAGAGGCAUCUUCUAACUACAGGGUGGAGUGUUUUUGUUAGUGCUAAGAGGCUUGUUGCUGGUGAUUCAGUCCUUUUUAUCUGGAAUGACAAAAAUCAAUUACUCUUGGGAAUUCGGCGAGCAAAUCGUCCACAGACUGUCAUGCCAUCUUCAGUUCUGUCAAGUGACAGCAUGCAUAUUGGUCUUCUUGCUGCUGCAGCUCAUGCGGCUGCCACAAAUAGCCGCUUUACUAUAUUCUAUAACCCAAGGGCAAGCCCAUCAGAAUUUGUGAUUCCCUUGGCUAAGUAUGUCAAAGCUGUGUAUCAUACCCGAGUUUCUGUUGGUAUGCGAUUUAGGAUGCUAUUUGAGACAGAAGAAUCAAGCGUCCGUAGAUACAUGGGUACUAUAACAGGCAUUAGUGAUUUGGAUCCUGUUCGCUGGCCAAAUUCACACUGGCGUUCCGUAAAGGUUGGCUGGGAUGAGUCCUCUGCAGGGGACAGGCAGCCUAGAGUUUCGUUGUGGGAGAUUGAACCGUUGACAACAUUCCCUAUGUAUCCAUCCCCAUUCCCUUUAAGGCUGAAACGCCCUUGGUCAUCAGGACUACCUUCUUUUGGUAUAAAGGAUGGUGACGUGAGCAUUAGUUCUCCAUUCACGUGGCUCCAAGGUGGGCUUGGGGAUCAAGGAAUGCAAUCUCUGAACUUCCAGGGACUGGGGGUUGCACCAUGGAUGCAGCCAAGACUUGAUGCUUCUAUGUCAGGACUUCAGCCAGAAAUAUACCAAGCUAUGGCUGCUGCUGCACUUCAGGAAAUGAGGGCAAUGGGUCCAUCUAAACCUUCUUCUGAAUCUCUUCUGCAGUUUCAGCAGUCUUCAAAUGUUCCUGGUGCUCCUUCUGGUAUCCAGGGGCAAGUUUUACAGCAGUCUCAGUCGCAACAUGUUCUACGCAACUUUCAAGAAAACCAGAUUCCUGCUCAGUCUUCACAUCUGCAACGACAGUUGCAGCGUUACCAUCCUUAUAAUGAUCAGAGGCAGCAGCAGCAGCAGCAACCUAACAGUUUACCUGUUCAGCAGCAGAUCUCAAAUGUUGUCUCUCCUUUGUCUAAUUUUGCAUCACCUACCCAGUUUCUCUCUCCAUCCGUGCCAACCAUUGCUUCAAAUUGCCAGCAGCAGAGUUUUCCUGAACCUGCCAGGAACCAAAUUCCCAGCUCUGAUGUUUCUGCUAUCCAUAGUCUACUAGGAUCGUUUCCCCAGGAUGGAGUAUCCCAGUUACUUAACAUGCAUGGGUCCAACUCUCUGGUUCCUCCUGCUUCCUUACUACCUAAGCAAAUAGCUGUUGAACCUCAGCUUCAAACUGCUGCUGCUCACUGUGUAUUACCCCAGAUGGAAAACUUGGGAACAUCACAGUCAAAUGUAUCUGAACUUCCUAUUUUGCCUCCAUUUCCUGGAAGAGAAUAUUCUGCAUACCAAGGUGCUGGUGAUCCUCAGACCAAUCUUUUGUUUGGGGUUAAUAUUGAUCCUGUUCUUAUGUUACAAAAUAGCAUGUCCAACAUGAGAAAUGUUGGCAAUGAGAAUGAUACAUUAUUGAUGUCCUUUUCAGCUUCAAACUUCCCUGGUGCUACAGGGACUGAUUAUCCUCCAAGUUCAGACAUGACAACAUCAAGUUGUGUAGAGGAAUCUGGUUUUUUGCAGUCUUCUGAAAAUGUGGAGCAACCAAACACAUCAACCGGAACCUUUGUCAAGGUUCACAAGUUAGGGUGCUUUGGGAGGUCACUGGACAUCUCUAAGUUUAGCAGCUAUGAUGAACUACGUAGUGAGCUUGCCCGCAUGUUUGGGCUUGAAGGCCAACUAGAGAACCCUCAGAGAUCAGGCUGGCAGCUUGUAUUCGUUGACCGGGAGAAUGAUAUUCUUCUCCUUGGUGAUGAUCCUUGGCAGGAGUUUGUGAACAAUGUGUGGUACAUCAAGAUUCUCUCUCCACUUGAAGUUCAACAAAUGGGCAGAGAAAGUCUGGGUCCCACAGCUUCUGCAUUGGGUCAUAAGCUUUCUACCACUGGCAAUACUUGCGACAACUAUGCAAGUCGGCAAGAGCUGAGAAAUCCGAGCAAUGGCAUUGCGUCGAUGGGGUCUCUGGACUACUAGAAUGAUCUGCUUCACAGGCAUAUCGGUUAGCAAUGUCUGGAGUCAUUAUGGAAGAUGUUUCUCAUAUCAGGAUGGCCUGGUAUUCUUAUAUAGCCAUUUGUAGUUGAGAUGCAUCAGUAGUGAUUCUGCAAGGCCUAUUCAGAUCUACAGCGAAUCACUGUAAAUUAUAAUAGGUGACUUGUUUAUUUAACUGCCAUUACAGCACUUAGAUCAGCACUAAAUGUAGAAGAUGGAAUCAAAUCUUAAUCAUCAGGGUUUGUGAUUUCUCCCCUUGAAUUCCUCUUCCAAGUUAUAGGACAUAUUUAGAAGAAAGAUGACGAUAAACUGAGUACCAUAUUGCUUGUUUAAUUUUUCUGUUGAAGAUCUCACAACUUGGUUCAAUGUAACAUGGUAAGUUUAAUCUUUCUGAUGUCA